This is a messenger RNA of Schizosaccharomyces octosporus yFS286, 917 nucleotides long. RefSeq lists its product as uncharacterized. The record is from RefSeq and is a predicted model, not a curated record. Bases 345 to 734 code for a protein of 129 amino acids. The transcript has a single exon. NCBI's taxonomy places the organism in Eukaryota, Fungi, Ascomycota, Schizosaccharomycetes, Schizosaccharomycetales, Schizosaccharomycetaceae.
CUUUUCUGAUAAUCGUAUAGUUCGUCGUUCGUAGUAUCAAAAGUCUGAAAAGUCCUCCAAAUAUACUAUGACCAUAAUAUGAGUAAAUGGACUGAGGUUUCGAUUUUGUCUAGAACCAACCCAAGUUUACUUUCAUUUGGUAACUUCAUCAUCAUUUAUUUAUAGUUCAGCAGGAAACCAUUAAUGAAACGCUGGAAUGUAUAGCUUUUAGAAUAUUAAUUCACAGCCGUUCUUUAAAGCGAAAUCAAUUGUUUUCCCAAGUCUGAGGAUUACCCAAUUUUUUCUUCAGUGCUGCACUCUUUAUCCUUCCAUUCUUUUCUUUCUUGUUAUCAAUUGUUUGUCUAAUGAAGCUUAGGGUAUUUUGCGAAGAAUUUCCCAUCCGGCAAUGGAUACACACAGUAAUUUUUGGCUUGGUUGAUCAUACUGCUACGGUUGCGGAUCUUUGCAAAGCGGUUUGGGAAUGGAAUGAGGGACCUCCUUAUUGGAAGCUUCAGCUAUUGUUUGAAGGAUACGCUGUCCCGAUGACAGGGCUCUUGAACCGUUACUUGAAGGAAGAUGCAAAGAUUCAGCUAGUUGGACAAGACUUGCGUUCUACAUGGAAUCCCGAAAACUUCACUACUUCCCCAUACGACAUUAUUUCUGGUGCUAAUCCUCUUCCUGAAAAUUCUGAACAGAUGCAUCAAAUAAACUUGCAACACAUCGUUCCAUGGAAAGACCUAGAGAUGUCUUCGUAAACUCUCACGUAUGAAAUUUGGAAACCCGAAAACUAGCUAAAUUGUACUAUCUAAUAAGGGAAGAAUUUAAAGAAAAAUCUGUUUUCAAAGACUCGGAAACGCUCAAGCCGUUCUCGUAAUUCUUCGUAGUCAACAAGACCAAGACCAAGAUUAGACACUCAAGGUAGAGAGUAGUAAGUCAAC